AUGCUCAAUAAAUGCGGUGUUGACAAGUUAUUCAUUGUGGAGCUGUGCGAUGACAUACCCGUUGAUAUGGCCGUCGCGGUGGGAUUUGAGUUUUCCUCAUCCAUCUUUCAUAGUAUCAAGAUGUUUGUCAGAGAUCGGUAUCCAAUCAAACGGAAUGGCUGGAAGGAUCUCAGUACCUUCGAAGAGCGGAAUUCUUGGCAGGUGCAGGCCUUGCUGAUUGAGAACCAACUCGUAUGGGCGAGGUAUUUGAAGGUUGAGCUUUUGACCCAGUACGGGAAUGAGUUUUAUUGUCGGGUUACCUUGUCGAGGGUACAUGAGGUGACUAUGAUGGAAGAGUUGAAAAACCUAGGCGAGAUCAUCAGUGUUGGCGGGGCUGAGGAGUACACCAUUGAGCAAGUGGCGCCUGAGGCCGUUGCAAUGAAUGUGAAGAAGGAGGUGCAAGCAGGGGUCACAGCUAUGACCCUGGCGUUGGAGGAGGCGACGCCUAAGGAGGUGCAAGCGGUCAAUGAAGCUCUAGUUCGGGAGAUCAGGAUCCAAAGGUAUCAUGACGGAUCGGCGAGUUCUGGGCCGGUAUUGAUGUUGGGAGUUGAGCCUUUGUUUCUGCGGACUUGUGAAGUCAUGAAUAUGCCCUCUGCGACGCAUCCCACUCCCACCUCCAGCAUGACGGAGUCGUCCACUGUCAUUUCCGCUGGAAUAGUUUCUUCCUCCGUAGGAAUAAUUCGGGCCAUCAGUCCUAUGAGUACGAUCUCGAAUCCCACGGAAGCAGCGCCAGCAAGGGACCAACACCGGCGACUCCCCCAUGCCAGAGACAAAGAGAGGGAGACGGCAUCUAAUACUACUUCUGCCAGCAUUAAAGCACCCGGCACAACCUUCCGAGGCCCAAACACCACCACACCCCUUUCCUUCCCCCCCUUCCUCUCCUUCACCCUCCGGAUCCCCAGUAACGCACGCUCAUUCCCACCCCCAACCUCUCCCCGUGGUGUUAACAACCCAAGAAAGCGAAGCUGUAAUUCAUAGAAUUAUUCUCGAAAACACGACCCGUCCCAGGAUCCUUACUAGCCUCUACAACAAGCUCAAUUGCCAAUGCCUUCCGGUACCCCACCCUAUCAGUGAUGGAAAAAGCCGACCCCCGCUACCAGCAUUAAUAAUCGAUGGGUUUGAGCAUUGGAUGCUCAUUCAGGUUCUACUAAACCAGAUGAAGAAUACCAACGUCUAACAGAUUUCCUUCAAGCACCAAAGCACGCUGUAAUCGAUUCGGCUACAAAACGACCUGCAACAACGACCUCAAUCCCCAGCUCGGCAUUCCCGGCUGCCCCAAAAGACUGAGUUGUCUAGCGUUACGCAGGGCAUCUCGAGAGAGCCCUCGAAUCCACCGCCGGUAGCGCUGAAGGGAUAGAGGAGGUCCCGGACAUCGAAGGCCCCCGGAUAGAACUCGCAUACUUUAGACCAAAGUCCACCGAGACUCAAUCGGAAACCCGUAAAACACAAGCAGAGUUAGUAAGCGCGCUGAAAGAACUAGACUGGAUAAAGACAAAGUUAUCGGCAGGUAAUUCGAGGGAUCUGCACGCAAAUGGCUAGCGGAGGAGGACGGAGAGAUAGAAUUGCUGAAGAAGAGGGGGGCAGAGACGCAAGCUGAACUGGACAGUUCAAGGAACAAAGUGAAGGAAUUGAGGAGGUUGAAUUCUGCUAGCAGCUGA
Molecule: messenger RNA, 1697 nt
Organism: Tuber aestivum (summer truffle)
Lineage: Eukaryota; Fungi; Ascomycota; Pezizomycetes; Pezizales; Tuberaceae
Source: the annotation of a GenBank genome assembly